GGGAUAGACCGUUACUAGUUUGCUAUCUGUAACAGCUCAGUCCAUCACUCGCGAAUUCGAUCAAUAGCGAGGUGAACCUUGGUUGUGUGUUGGUUAGCGCUCGGUGGGUUCAAAAAUGGCUCUGUUCAGGAUCACGUCUUCUAAAUUAAUUGAAAUACAGAAAGCAUGCCCGACGGCAUCUAUCUUACUGCGAAGCCUCAGCGCGGAGCAGACCAACUUGAAGAGUAUUCUUCAAGAAAAGAUCCCCAAAGAGCAGGAAAAGAUCCGCGAGUUCCGUAAGAAAAAUGGCUCCACCAAAGUGGGUGAAGUCACAGUUGACAUGAUGUAUGGUGGCAUGCGUGGCAUCAAAGGUUUAGUGUGGGAGACAUCAGUGCUAGACCCCGAAGAGGGUAUCCGAUUCCGUGGACUCUCAAUCCCCGAGUGCCAACAGAGACUACCUAAAGCUAAAGGGGGUCAGGAACCUCUGCCAGAGGGUCUCUUCUGGCUUCUUGUGACCGGCGAAAUUCCCACCGAGGCGCAAGUUAAAGCACUGUCCAAGGAAUGGGCACAGAGGGCUGAACUCCCGGCUCAUGUUGUGACAAUGCUCAACAACAUGCCAAGCAAGUUGCACCCGAUGUCGCAAUUUUCGGCUGCUGUGACAGCCCUGAACAGCGAGUCCAAGUUUGCACAGGCCUACAGCGAGGGCGUACACAAGUCUAAAUACUGGGAGUACGUUUACGAAGACACAAUGAACCUUAUCGCUAAACUGCCAGUGGUAGCCGCUACUAUUUAUCGCAACACGUACCGCGACGGAAAAGGAAUCGGCGCCAUUGAUGACAGCAAGGACUGGUCUGCCAACUACUGCACCAUGCUUGGCUUCGACGAUCCGCAAUUCACGGAACUUAUGAGACUGUACCUUACCAUUCACAGUGACCACGAGGGUGGCAAUGUAUCAGCGCAUACAACCCACUUGGUCGGCUCUGCUCUCAGCGAUCCUUACCUAUCCUUCGCUGCCGGCCUCAACGGCUUAGCUGGACCUCUGCACGGACUUGCCAACCAAGAGGUGUUGAUCUGGUUGGAGAAACUACGCAAGCAGGUGGGCGAUAACUUCACAGAAGAGGGCCUCAAGGAGUUCAUCUGGAAGACCCUCAAGUCCGGCCAGGUUGUGCCUGGAUACGGCCACGCUGUACUUAGGAAAACCGACCCUAGAUACACCUGCCAACGCGAGUUUGCGCUGAAGCACUUGCCUAACGACCCCAUGUUCAAGCUGGUUGCGGCGGUGUACAAGGUGGUCCCACCAAUCCUAACUGAGCUCGGAAAGGUCAAGAACCCGUGGCCCAAUGUGGACUCCCACUCCGGUGUCCUCUUACAGUAUUACGGUCUGAAGGAGAUGAACUACUACACCGUUAUGUUCGGCGUGUCUCGCGCUCUCGGCGUGCUGGCUCAACUCAUCUGGUCGCGCGCUCUUGGUCUCCCAAUCGAACGCCCCAAGUCCCUCAGCACCGAACUCCUCAUCAAGCAACUCGGCAAGUAAAUAGCACCAUAAAUUCGAUAGGCGAUCUAGUAUCACUGCCAGGACUUUCGAACUUCUACGCGUUACUGCUGACUACUUAUAGCUUAAGACAUACAAUAACCAUGCGGCGAAAGGUCGUUUCUGAAUAGACAUACCGAUAAAGGCCCUGUUCUAUUUAUGCGCACGCUGCGUGCCAGCACGUACUCUCUGAGCUGGGUGGAAUACAAAAAAAACGCCUGAAAUGCAAGCACCAUGGCCACUCACAAGUAAAACAUAACUUUGUGGCACUGCACGUAGCUGUGGGCUAAUCAAAACGGGGGCAAGAUUUAGACAUACAAAUGACACAAAUUUAAAAUAUCCUUCUCACGAUUAGGUACUAUAAUGCAUUAUGAAUGACAUCCUCAGGCCCAACUUUAGCUGCCAAAAAAUGUAUGCUCACAACAACAACUAUGACGUUAUCGACUUAUGCGUGCGUAAAUUAAAUUAUAAUCCGAGUACACAAAUAUAGCGCAUAUUCUAAUAAAAUUGGCUACGUAAGUUAAACACGGAGAACUAAGGAACAACGCUCUAAACUUUAAUCAAGAAGUCGCUUAAUGUUGGUUGCAUUCACGCUUUGAAAGCGUGCGUGUGUAAAAAAAAGCUACGUACGCACGUAUCGUUGCGUGUUCGUGCGCAUCAACGGAACAAGGCCUUUAUCUCAUAGAUUGUGUUGUCAAGUUUUGGCUUAUUUACAUUUGAAUCAUUGCUGUAAUGCGCUUUGAGGACUUAACUAUGUAAAAAUCAUUUUAUUUGUACGUACCGAUGAUUCGGUACUCAGUAUUUUUGUAUUACAAUAUGUGACUAUUCUAACUAACUCAAGCUAGGUACUUAAUUAGGUACCGUAUUUUCGAGAUUUUCAUUAUCCGAGCCUGAUUAUUUAAAAAGUUAUCUUUAAUAAAAUGAUGUUAAGUUUAUGGAAGUUCGGGUAUGUAUAUACGAAUAUAACUUUUAUAUAUUUAUGUGUUCGAUAACAAGCAUUACCAAGGUCCAGAGUCUAAUUAUCUAUAUAUGUUAUAUUUUGCGCACGAUAUGUGACGUCAAAAUGACAUUUAUAGAUAUUAUAGUCUUUGUUAGUGGCUAAAGCCAGUGCAGUUUCAGCCAGUCAGAAAGCAUUGUUGUCAUCACAUAGUAUCUGUUUUUCAUUGAUAAUCUAUAAUGGUCAUUUUGAAUAACUGUGACUUCAUAUAGCAGUUACGAGCGUAUUAAUGCCCUGGUUUGGUAUAAAGAAUGCUAGAUCAAAGUAGAAGUUAAAUAUUCAUUGCAUACGAUUAAGAUGCUGUAUGUACUCAGUUUAGUAACCAGCGAAAAAUAAACUGUCAGAUCGCCUAUGAGUAUUUCAGAUAGUGUCUCCAUAAAAAAACCGACUGAAAGGUGAUCAUAUUAAUUGGACUAAUCUAAUGAGGAAGGUACCAAACGACUAUCUGCUAAUUUUGCCACAUUGUUACUAAUAUUAUAUAAUGUCUCCUAGUUCAUUAAAUACAUAAUAAGUUGGUGCCUUCAUUGGACGAUAUAAACCUCACAUAAUCUAAAUAUUUUAGCAGACAUUACAAAAUUUCUUUGUGGAUUGAUUGGUUUGGAUUAACUACGUCCAAUAUUUAUGGUCGACUGUCAGUAAUUAUAAGGAAACGCCGUUAUAUAGAUAAAAGUAAAUCACAGUUUUUUUUUGUAUUCACACGUCACACCAAUAGUCAAUUUACAUUUUAAAUGUAUUUUGUAAGAUAAGUUUUGUCGAAAU
This is a messenger RNA of Pararge aegeria (speckled wood butterfly), 3266 nucleotides long. It is a transcript of the gene kdn, whose product is annotated as probable citrate synthase 2, mitochondrial. The record is from RefSeq and is a predicted model, not a curated record. Lineage: Eukaryota; Metazoa; Arthropoda; Insecta; Lepidoptera; Nymphalidae. Gene Ontology annotation, biological process: tricarboxylic acid cycle; carbohydrate metabolic process; citrate metabolic process. Gene Ontology annotation, cellular component: mitochondrial matrix. Bases 116 to 1513 code for a protein of 465 amino acids. The transcript is spliced from 9 exons.